Molecule: messenger RNA, 1806 nt
Organism: Cryphonectria parasitica EP155
Lineage: Eukaryota; Fungi; Ascomycota; Sordariomycetes; Diaporthales; Cryphonectriaceae
Exons: 2
Coding region: 241-1806 (521 amino acids)
Molecular function (GO): protein binding
Source: RefSeq, a predicted model, not a curated record
CCUCGUGUGUAUUUAAUCUAUUGCUGCUCGGCUGCAGCGCAUUCCAAUAACCCCUCUGCCCCUCACUCUACUAUUGGAGGGGCACUGCAAUUAGCAACACACGACGCAGUACACGACAUAGAACCAAGGACCUGGACAUCAACCAUAGCAAGAUUGUAUACAAUUUUUGUGUGACAGCGGGACUUAGAGGACCAAACGACAACACUGCAACAAGUCGCCCACACCUGGAAGGCUUCCAAGAUGUCCUCUACCUCGGUGCAGGUCUGGGCGCAGGACCUCAGAAAGGCUGUAGUGAAGGUGACUCCAGGCACAUCGAUGUUCAGUGUCCUGGAGGAGGCAUGCCAAAAGCUCAAGCUGCCUGCUGAGAAGUACACACUGAAACACCAGAAGAAGCAAUUCCAACUGAACGAUGCGUUUCGAGUCACUGGCCUGCCACCUGGUGCCAGGCUAGAACUCGUUGCCAAGUCCAAGACCCCCACUGUUGUCAACAUCGCCUUAACACUGCCUGAGUCCAUGGCCCAGACCCUGUCCACCAGACGCCUCACGAGAAAGUUUCGAAAUGACACGACACUGUGGAAGAUGCUACGGCAGUUCGAGGCUGACGGUGCAGCUGAAAACAAGAGACUGAGCUUUACGGACCGUGCUUCUCCACAGACAAGUAAUGGAGUGCAGGCAGGUAGUGGCCAGCUGUACUACGAGAUGCCCGUCUUGCGGAUCAUGAACCGCGAGGUCUCGACGCUGGUAGACUUCCAGAAGACGCUGUCGCAGCUGGGCCUAGACUCUGGGAGCCACGGAAUACAGCUUUCGUUCAAGCCCACCCAACAGACCCUCAGUGAGGCUAUGCAGGAGAUAUCUCAGUUUUUUAAGGAUGAAGAGGCUGUCGAGGUCAAGGAGAAGGAAGCCGCGCCAAAGCUGGAAUCGCCAGCCGCGCCGGUGGCCGAGAACUCUGCGGCACCAAGUGUAUCGGAGCCAUCUGGUGCAGUGGUCAACACAGUGACAGAGGAGGCUCCGAAUGAUGCGGCUCAAGAGACCACGAAGGAGAUAUCGUCAGCAGCAAACAUUGCAGAUGGAACAGGAGAUGCUAUGGACGUCGACGAGCCUGCGGCACCGCCUCACGAUCCCCUUAAGCCCACCAACAUUUUCUCUGCUCCUACCAACGCGACCCCUGCCGCGGCGUCCGUCGACCUUCCCGAUUCGUACUACACGCCCACAGUCGCGCACGCUCAGAUGCAUCAGCAGAAGUUGCAGGAGAACGCAGUGAACAGGCGCCUGAAGUCCGACGCAGAAAUCGAGGCUGAAACCCGUGCCGAGGAGGCAAAGAUCGCAGCGGUUAAGAAGAUCACAGUGAAAGCACGCUUUCCGGAUGGGACCGCUGCGCAGUGGGAGUUUGGACCCGACGAUACCGGUGCGACGCUGUACAAGGCCGUACGUAGCGUCAUGGCCGAUGACUCGGCGCCCUUCAAGAUCGUGCUGCCUGGUCCGCCGACUGCAGAGAGCCAUAUCAAGGACGAUGCAGGUGCCAAGCACAAGCUGAUCAAGGGUUACAAGCUGUCCGGCCGCGUUCUUGUCAACUUCGUCUGGGAGGAUAGCGUGUCCCAGCAUGUCAAGAAGGCAGACUUUCUGAAGCCCGAGUACGCCAAUGUUGCUCGCAAGGUCGAGGUUCCUGAUAUCCCCGUGGUGGAGGACGAGCCCGAGACGAGUGCAAGGCAUCAGCAGGCGGCACCUCAGCCUUCGAGCUCUGCUGACAGCGGUGGGUCUGCAAAGAAGAUGCCAAAGUGGCUCAAGGGCUUGGGAGGGAAGAAGUAG